This is a messenger RNA of Vicia villosa (hairy vetch), 5709 nucleotides long. Its product is annotated as ABC transporter C family member 3-like. The transcript is spliced from 11 exons. NCBI's taxonomy places the organism in Eukaryota, Viridiplantae, Streptophyta, Magnoliopsida, Fabales, Fabaceae. Bases 213 to 4115 code for a protein of 1300 amino acids. Gene Ontology annotation, biological process: transmembrane transport. Gene Ontology annotation, cellular component: vacuolar membrane; plant-type vacuole. Gene Ontology annotation, molecular function: ABC-type transporter activity; ATP hydrolysis activity; ATP binding. The record is from RefSeq and is a predicted model, not a curated record.
ACGCAAAGAACAUAACUCUUGGUUUAGAGUAGAGUCAACAAGUCAACCAUUACUGCUUCACUUUGGAACUUAGUUUUCUCCUUUAUCCAAUUUUGACAUGUUGCCAUCAUCAGUGAAAGAACUGGAUUCCACAAUGACGGCUUAGUGUUCAGAAGAAUUGGUUGAACACAGGUUUUUUUUUUCUUUGUUAUGUUGGAAGUUCUGUUAACAAUAUGACUAAACAUGCUCUUCAAGAGUCCCUUUUGAACGGCAACAGCGAUUCUGAUUCCAAAAAGUUAGGAGGAAAUGAAAUUUUAACCAGUUAUUCAAAGGCUGGAUUUUUCAGCAUUCUUACUUUCUCAUGGAUGACUCCACUAAUAACAUUGGGGAGUAAAAAGACCUUAAACCAUCAAGACCUUCCACUUCUUUCUGCCAAUGACACUGCCUAUGGAACUUUUUCAACUUUUAGAAAAAAUCUUGAAUUGGAGUGUGGUAAUGUUAGGACUGUGACAACUAUGAAGCUCGCCAAGGUGUUGUUUUUAUCGACAUGGGAAGGGAUUCUUAUAUCUGGUAUAUUUGCAUUCUUGUACGUGUGUGCUACUUAUGUAGGACCUUACCUUAUUGACAACCUUGUUCAAUAUCUCAAUGAUGAAAACAAGGUUAAAAAUGAAGGCUAUGUUUUGGCAAUGGCGUUUAUUGCGGCAAAGUUUGUUGAGUGUCUUUCGCAAAGGCACUGGACGUUUAAGUUUCAACAGGUUGGAGUUAGGAUGCAAGCAAUGUUGGUGUCAAUGAUCUAUGCUAAAGGUUUGACACUUUCUUGUCAAUCAAAAGAGGGACAUAGCAGUGGCGGAAUAAUCAACUUAAUGACUGUUGAUGCGCAAAGGAUAGGCGAGUUUUGUUGGUAUAUGCAUGAUAUAUGGAUGGCUGUUCUACAAAUUUCUUUGGCUUUGUUUAUUCUUCAUAGAAGUGUCGGGGUUGCAUCGGUAGCUGCUUUUGCUGCAACUGUUAUUGUGAUGUUGCUAAACCUUCCUGUGACUUCCCUGCAAGAGAGGUUCCAAGCUAAGUUAAUGGAGUUCAAGGAUAAAAGAAUGAAGGCGACGUCUGAGGUUCUAAUGAACAUGAGGAUUCUCAAACUGCAAGCAUGGGAGAUGAAGUUCUUAUCAAAGAUUAUUCAGCUUAGGAAGUUAGAGGAGACGUGGCUAAAAAAAUUUCUUAUUGGUAAUGCAAUUGUUAGAUUUCUCUUCUUUAACGCGCCGACAUUUGUUGCUGUGGUCACUUUCGGUGCCUGUGUUCUUCUAGGAAUUCCACUUGAAUCAGGAAAGAUCUUAUCCGCUCUUGCAACAUUCCGAAUUCUUCAAAUGCCUAUCUAUAAUAUUCCUGACACAAUUUCAAUGAUUGCACAAACCAAAGUUUCCCUCGAUCGGAUUGUCACUUUUCUUCGUCUAGAUGAUUUGCAGACUGAUGUAGUGGAGAAGCUUCCACGAGGUAGUUCUGAUAUAGCAAUUGAAAUAGUAGAUGGAAAUUUCUCUUGGGAUUUUUCUUCUGUCAAUACAAAUUUGAAAAACAUAAACCUUAGAGUUUUUCAUAGUAUGAGGGUUGCUGUUUGUGGUACUGUUGGAUCAGGCAAGUCGAGUUUACUUUCUUGUAUAAUAGGUGAAAUACCAAAGGUAUCUGGUAACUUGAAGGUGUGUGGAACAAAAGCUUAUGUUGCUCAAUCACCAUGGAUACAGAGUGGAAAGAUAGAAGAGAAUAUACUGUUUGGGAGAGAGAUGGACAGGGAAAAGUAUGAGAAGGUGCUCGAAGCAUGUUCGUUGAAGAAAGACCUAGAGGUUCUACCUUUUGGUGAUCAGACCAUUAUUGGAGAGAAGGGAAUUAACUUGAGUGGUGGACAGAAGCAAAGAGUACAAAUAGCGAGGGCACUUUACCAAGAUGCCGAUAUAUAUCUUCUCGAUGAUCCCUUUAGUGCUGUUGAUGCUCAUACAGGAUCCCAUAUCUUUAAGGAGUGUUUGCUUGGCCUUUUGAAAACAAAAACAGUGAUAUACAUAACACAUCAAGUAGAGUUCUUACCUGAUGCUGAUCUGAUACUUGUCAUGAAAGAAGGAAGAAUAACUCAAUCAGGAAAAUACAAUGAUAUUCUUACGUCAGGAACUGAUUUUAUGGAACUUGUAGGCGCACAUAGAGCAGCGUUGUCUUCAGUUAAGUCUUUAGAGAGAAGGCCUACAUUUAAAACAUCGAGUAUAACCGGAGAAGACACAGGUUCAUUAAGUGAUUUUGAACUUGAGCAAGAAAUCGAAAUAGUAGAUGAUCAAAAUGGCAAGUUAGAUGAAACAAUUGUGCCGAAAGGCCAACUUGUUCAAGACGAAGAACGUGAAAAGGGUAGUAUUGGGUUUAAAGUGUUUUGGAAAUACAUAACAAUAGCUUAUGGAGGAGCUCUUGUACCUUUCCUAUUUCUUUCACAGAUACUCACUGUGGUUUUACAAAUUGCAAGCAACUACUGGAUGGCUUUGGCAACUCCUGUUUCUGCAACUGAUGAACCUGAUAUUGGAAACCUUACUCUGAUGGUUGUCUAUGUUUCUUUGGCUAUUGGAAGUUCCUUUGGCACCCUUGGCAGAGCCGUUCUUGCUGCGAUAGCUGGAUACAAGACCGCCACCAUGCUCUUCAAUCAAAUGCAUCUGAGCUUCAUUCGAGCGCCAAUGUCAUUUUUUGAUUCAACCCCAAGUGGAAGAAUUCUUAAUAGAGCUUCGUCUGACCAAAGUACAGUAGAUACGGACAUUUCAAAUCUAGCAUGGGGUUUCACCUACAAUAUGGUUCAGCUAUUGGGAAUUAUUGCUGUGAUGUCUCAAGCAGCAUGGCAAGUGUUCAUAAUAUUGAUUCCUGUCAUGGCAGCUUGCAUUUGGUACCAGCGAUACUAUUCAGCAUCAGCACGAGAAUUGGCACGAUUAACUGGUGUAUGCCAAGCACCUGUUAUACAACAUUUUUCUGAAACGAUAUCCGGAUCAACAACCAUAAGAAGUUUUGAGCAAGAAUCAAGAUUUACUGAAUUGAAUAUGCAAUUGAUAGACAAGUAUUCCCAACCUAAGUUAUACAGUGCUAGUGCAAUGGAAUGGUUGAGUUUCAGAUUGGAUCUUUUAUCCUCUACCAUAUUUGCCUUCUGCUUGGUUUUCUUGGUAUCUUUUCCAAGUUCAAUUGCUGAUCCUAGUAUUGCGGGAUUGGCUGUUACAUACGGGAUUAGUCUAAAUGCUAUACAAACUAAUUUAAUUUGGUUUCUUUGCAAUUUGGAGAAUAAAAUUAUAUCUGUAGAAAGAAUACUUCAGUACACUUCCAUCCCAAGUGAAGCACCUCUUGUAAUAAAAGACAAUCAACCAGAUCUUUCUUGGCCAUCAUCUGGAGAGGUUCAAAUCCAGGAUUUACAGGUUCAAUAUGCUCCUCACUUGUCUCUUGUUUUACGUGGACUAAAAUGCACUUUCACCGCUGGAGCGAAAACUGGCAUUGUUGGAAGAACUGGAAGUGGAAAAUCAACACUUGUGCAAGCACUUUUCAGACUUGUUGAGCCUGUCGCCGGAAAAAUAUUGAUAGAUAACAUCAACAUCUCGUUGAUUGGAAUCCAUGAUUUACGGUCCAGACUCAGCAUAAUUCCUCAGGAUCCAACAAUGUUUGAAGGGACUGUAAGAAGUAAUCUCGACCCGCUGGAAGAGUACACAGAUGAACAAAUUUGGGAGGCUUUAGAUAUGUGCCAACUAGGAGAUGAAGUGAGAAAGAAAGAAGGAAAGCUCGACUCAACAGUUACUGAGAAUGGAGAAAACUGGAGCAUGGGUCAAAGACAGUUGGUUUGCCUCGGCCGUGUUUUACUUAAGAAAAGCAAGAUAUUAGUGCUUGACGAAGCAACUGCAUCAGUUGAUACAGCAACAGAUAAUAUUAUUCAGCAGACAGUUAAGCAAUAUUUCUCUGAUUGCACAGUCAUUACCAUUGCUCAUAGAAUAACUUCAAUCCUCGAUAGCGACAUGGUUUUAUUUCUCAGUGAAGGACUUAUUGAGGAAUAUGAUUCACCAAAGAAGUUGCUUAAGGACAAAUCUUCAUCUCUUGCUCAACUGGUUGCAGAAUACACAAGGAGAUCAAACACUGGUUUUGGAAGUUGAGAGCUGAAACUGAACAGAAAUUAAACUAGACUAGAACUUAUAAGUUUGAAAGAAGGGUACAAAAUUUAAGAACAAUAUAUGUUUUGUAAGUAUUACUGAAGCUUAACCGUUAUAGGAGAAAGUCAACAUUUAUUUGAAUUACUGUAGGUUAAGUUUAUUGUAGACUGCUAGUGAGAACAAAUUUGUAUUUGUGAGGUAAAAGGAAACUGUUGUUACAUGAGACUGAGAAAAUAAAGGUUGAGAUAGAUUGGAUGUUAAGGACUGACAUAUUUUCAGCUCAACCGAUUUACAAAAUUAACAUAGAACAUCUUCUGUUAUUGACAAUGAUAUGGUUCUACUAUUUUAUCAAGGUGAUAAAGGAUGUUGUUCGACAGUGAUAUGGUUCUACUAUUUAAUCAAGGUGAAAAAAGGUGUAUUGUAUUACAUUAUUUUUUGAAUUUGCUAUGUACUUUUUUUCAAUGGACACUAGUGCAGGACUAAAUCUACGUCACUGCAUUUAGGUAUUGUUUACUUUGAGUGUGAGAAACCUCACGCCUUUUCCUUUUAGAGAAGACAUCUCAUUGUAUUAAAGUAAACUAUUUUAACUAGCCCGAAACAGAAAGUAAAUUUGGGAAAUAUUAUUUUGACCAGCCCGAACAGAAAGCAAAUUUGAGAAAUUGUAAUGAAUAUGUCUUCUUUCUAGUUAAUGCAAUUUUUCAUUUUUGAUAAUCUUUAUAUAUGAACCAUAAAUAGAUAGAGGUAAAUAACUAUAAAGCUCAGCAGAAAAGUAUAAAAGUAUAUUCUAUAAACUUAUCUAUCGAUUGCAAUUGCCUCUUAAAAGAUGCACAAUAGAUGGGAUCAAUUUACUAUCUGCAAUAGCCCCUUUCUUUUUUAAAGGCGGCAUAAAUCAAAACAUUAGGAUCUGAAAUCACAAAGGAACUGACAUCAGGUGGAAAAACUGAGCACUUGGAGAACUUGGUCUCCUCGUGAAUCCACUUGACAUUUUACUGGCAUUAAUAAUUUACAAUCAAGUUUACCCUAAAACUUGACGACCAAAAAAUACGACAAUUUUGUUUAUCCUUCGUCUUUCUCUCUAACCUUCCUCCAAACUUUGAUUUCUCCCGCCAUUUUUCUGCUGUUCAUACAACAAAAAGUUUAUAUGCCAAGUAUGUUUUCCUAUCUAUUUACCUUGGCUCAGCUUAGUUCUCUUAACAGGUGUAAAAGAGGAGAUAUCAAACUCGCCAGAAGAUGAACUAGAACUGGAUGAGGAGGAACUAUCAUUCUCUAAGCCAUCCAAGUAAUUUGAAACAUCCGCAAUAGACGAAGCAAAAUCUCUUUUGAUAACUCUAGCAGGUUCGGGCAGUUUUGUUAGGAAGUUUUUCGGAACUAUUCGUGAAGAAUUUUCAGGUUCAGUCAGUUUUGUUGCGAAGUUUUUCGGAACUGCUCUUGAAGAAUUUCCAGGUUCAUCCAGUUUUGUUGCGAUAUUAUUCGGAACUACUCUUGAAGAAUUUUCAGUUUCAGCCAGUUUUGUGGCGAUGUUUUCCGGAACUACUCUUGAAGAAUUUGUCAACCAAUUACCUGCAAUAACACAUGAAUUAGUCUCUUUUCUAUUCAA